This is a messenger RNA of Leptosia nina, 204 nucleotides long. NCBI's taxonomy places the organism in Eukaryota, Metazoa, Arthropoda, Insecta, Lepidoptera, Pieridae. The record is from the annotation of a GenBank genome assembly.
AUGCUCGUACGUGCCAUAACAGUAAAUCACAAUUUCGCGACGUCACAAAGAGAUGGCACUGCCUGUUCACUGCAUUUUGAGCACAUUCGCUUCGGUUUUUCUCAAAACUUCGACGCAACCGUUAACCAAUGGAGCGGUGGCGUAACUAAUAACAUCCACCUAGCUUAUAUAGAUAAGGAUUCUUCCAAAAUGUUAAUCGUAUGA